Messenger RNA from Styela clava, 4039 nucleotides. RefSeq lists its product as uncharacterized. Lineage: Eukaryota; Metazoa; Chordata; Ascidiacea; Stolidobranchia; Styelidae. Gene Ontology annotation, molecular function: protein binding. The record is from RefSeq and is a predicted model, not a curated record.
AGUUAUAUACUAGUUCAUGAGGUCAUUAUACUGUUACAUCAUACAGCAAUAUCAACACUAUUAUUAAUAUCAUUGGACGAUAACUAUGAUCAGAUGAUAGUCUAGCUACAGCAUCAUGUAAAUUGAUUUAGAAUUCUAAAAACUUGCAAUAAAAUGACAACUACAUAUUGUGUUCUUCAACACUGGUGAAGUGCAAAAGUACCUUUGAGCAAUUUCCAAUUUGAGGAUAUAUCACCCUAAGUACAAACAGAAAUGACUGCAACAUUCACUUGUCGUACAAAUUCUCAUCCAUUCCAAGAGAGGAGAGUUUCGUUGACGGAGCCAGCUAAAAUUGGCCGUUCAGUCGCCAGAGCGAGACCAGCAGCAAACAAUGCAAUAUUUGACUGUAAAGUUCUGUCAAGAAAUCAUGCCUUGUUAUGGUAUGAAGAUGGCAAGUUUUAUUUGAAAGAUACUAAAAGCAGUAAUGGGACUUUUGUAAAUAACCAAAGAUUAAGUAAAGGUGCUGAAGAAAGUAUGCCAUUCGAAGUAAAUUCUGGUGACAUUGUGCAGUUCGGCGUUGAUGUGGUGGAGAACUCAAGAAGAGUAACUCAUGGCUGUAUUGUUUCACAAGUACGUUUAUAUCUUCCAAAUGGUGAUGAAGCCAAACAAAGUGACGUAUCUCUGACAUCACAUCUAUUGGAUAAAGUUCCACAUAACCUUGUAUAUCCAACAAUACAAUCACAAGAUUUAUAUCAACUUCAUCAAUAUUUACAAGAAGCGUUGCACAGGGAACAAAUGCUUGAACAGAAACUAGCACUGUUACAAAGACUUGUAUCAGAUUCACAUGAAACAUCUGAGAAAGGAUGGCAAGCACUUAUAGAUGAAGAUAAAUUAUUAUCAAGACUUGAAUUUCUUGAAAAUCAACUGCAAACUUACGCAAAAACACUGUCAGAAGAGAGCACACAGAAAGAAUUACUUCAAUUACAAGAAGAAAAACACAAUUAUGAAACUACCUCAAAGGAAACAUUACGCCAAGUUCUUGGUGAAAAAUUGGAGGCCCAACAAAAACUAGGAAACCUGGAGCGUUCGUACAGUAACACAGAAGAUGAAUGCACUCACCUGAGAGAUGUUUGUGCAAAAACAGAGAAAGCGUUGAAAGAACUUUCUGAAAAGCAUCAAAUUCAUGUCAGGGAAUCACAAAAAAUAUCAGAAAAAGCCCAAGAUGCAGAAAGAACGCAUAAAGAAGUUCAGAAAAGUUUGGAAGAUGAAAACGAGGAUCAUUUGAAAAAUAUUCAGAGGUUAGAAGAAAGCGCGAAUGAUUUGAAACAACGACUCGAGGAUUCACUCGAAGAAAUCGAAAAAUAUCAAACGGAGAUGAAUGAUAUGAGAGACCAACUAAACAAAUUAAAAAGCAUAUCCAAAUCUCAAGAGAUAAAUGAAGAUACACCAAAAGAAAAUAUUGAUAAUAUUAAAGACAAGUUGAAUGACCUUCUAUCAAAUCAAGGUGAUAUCGACUUGACAGACAUCAAAGUUUCAUUAAAAGAAGAUGAAAUUGAAGUUGUUAAAACAAUAGAACUUUGUGAGAAACCAGUUGAAGAAAAAAUGAAUAUUGUUAAUGUACCUCUUGCUGAAUAUAAUAAUAAUUUACAAUCGUCAACAAAUCAAAACCAAAAUGAAGAAAACUCAGACCAAAUAAUGGAAAUCACAAAGCUAGAAGCUCGGAUAUCUCAGCUUGAAGAUCUCGUCAAAACGUCACAAACUUUACAUAAAGAAGAAGAAUCGAAACGAAAAGAGGUCGAAGUUCGAUUAAGUCAGUUACAAGAGGAGAGAGAAAAUGAGAAAGAAAUGUUGACGGAGACAACAAGGGAACUUCAAGCUGCUCUCAGUGAAAGAGAAUCUUUAUUAGAAAAAGAAGAAAAACUUCGAUCAAGGAUUGAAGAAUCUGAAAAUUUAUUACGAACCUGUGAUACAGACAGCAUAAGCAGUAGUAGUGAAACAGAGGAAAUCAAUCAAGGUGAUGCUGAUGAUGACAUUUCCUGUGGAUCUCUUGUUAUUGCUCGAGCUAAAUUAAAAGAAUUGAAAAAAAAAUUGAAAGAAAAAGACGCUCUUUUAGCAGCUGCGCAGUCGAAUCUUGAGAUGUCAGAUGAGACGGAGUCUAAAAACCAACAAAAGUCUAAAGAAAUUGAAGAACUAAAAUCAUUGUUACACGAAAGCCAAGAGAGUGUGAAAAAGAUGGAAGCUGAAUUGAAUUCAUUGCGAAAUUCAUCAAAAGAAAGCGCAGAACUUCGCAACAAACUCGAAGAAGCGAGACAGUUAGCAAGAGAACAGUGUAGAUUGUAUGAGGAAGCUCAACAACAAAUACAACUUGCUUCAGAAAGUGAUUCAUCUGAUAUGAAAGAAUUGGAAGAGCAACUCCAAUUAGAGAAACAAGAGAAAGACAAAAGAAUCAAAGAAGUAGAAGCACUGUUGUCAUCUGCUAAUAAACAUCAGGAGAAUUAUGAAGCACUGACAAAAGAAAAAUCUGAUUUAGAAGCUACACUGAAAGAAUGUAAGAAUCAGAUCAACACUUUGCAGCAGAUACAACUUGACUCUGCUGAUCUUGCCAAGGAAAAUAAAAAACUUUCUGAAGACAAACAAAAUCUUCUUGACGACAUGAAAUUAUUGAACGAUAAAUUAGAGAAACAAGUAUCUGACUCACAAGAGAGUGAUGCAAAAAGAGAGCAGGAAAUGGAAACAAAACUUAUGGCAAAGCAAGAGGAAGUUGAUAAUUUAUUGGGUCAACAACAAGAACUUUUGCAAAAGAAACAGGGUGAUAGCGACAGUGGAUUUAGUAAACCACUUCUUGUUGCAUUAUUCGCAAUUCUGAUCGGAAUCUUCUAUAUUUUUUGGCCAACUGUUGGAAUGAUCUUCGCUGACUGAGACACCAAUGAUUAACAAUAUUUUAAUAAUUUUCUGAAAAUUUCCUGUAAAUUUUUGAAGAUUAAUAAAUAAUAUAAUACUUCAGAAUCAGUCGUUUUUAUUUUAAUUGUCAAUCUCCCCUGCUGCUGUAUUGACCUUUUCAACCCUUUUUUCAAUGUUUAAUCAAAAAUCGUACCAGUACUCAAAUAUCAUGCGCCUCUCCACUCAAGUGCAAAGAACCAUAUACAACCAAAAUAUCACCCAAAGAUAGUAAAGAACGUUUCAAGGGCAAUCUCCCAAGGAAGUCCAUUUAUUGCCCUGGUUAUUGCAGUUUGGUUAUAAUCACUGACUAGGCAAGCUGUUACACUUCAGCCUAAUUCAGUGAUUUGAAAACAGCCUGGCACUUUUGAAUAAAUCCAAGGGAUUUACGUGAUUUAUGCUAUUACCCUUCAUUAGUUUGGCUUUCCAUUUAAUACAGCAUGCACUAAAAGUAAUAUUUUUGCUUCUGUGCACCACAAUCAGUCCAAACUGUUAGUGGAUGCAGAGGAAGACCUGAUUUUUCAUGUUAAAUACAUAUUACGCAUAUAUAAAUGCAAAAACCGAAUAGGGAAAAUUGUCCAAUUUAGAUUUGCAUCUCGUUCACAGGAAAAUGUUUUAUUUUUGAUUGUGUUCCAUUGUGGAAAAUUUUUUAUCAUACCAAGUUCUUAUUUGUUGGGUUUAAAUAUUGUCAAUUUUGAACGUAUUUAUACAAAGAAAAACGUAUUUUCAGCAGGAUGUCACCUCUAUCUAAAUUCUUAAUGAUGGAAGCAUAUUAUAUACAUAUUUUUUAAUAAUUUCUCUAAUUUGUGUGGCCAAAAGUUUCUUUUGAUUUAAUUCCUUUAUUUUUGAUUUUGUCUCCCCAACUAUAAACGGUUUAAUUUUUUUUCAGGUACUCUUCAUUAUUCUUGUAAUGUAAUCAUAUUUUCAUUGUUUUGAUCAGCCUGUCUAGUGCUGUUUAUAAUAUUUGGUCUAGAAUUUGUGUAUUCGUUUUUUCUCCAUGGUGAAAUUUUUCAAAGAUUAGAAAUUGUUCUUGAUAGUGAUCGUCUUACAUUCAUUACUACUUCUCUUCUCUUUUCGUUAUUAUUUUUGUUAUUUGAAACGAAAUACAUCCGGGUAAAUUUUU